AUGGCGUUCAUGCUCCGGCGGCCCUUCGCCAUCGCCUCUGCUCUCAGGCAGGCUCCCAAGGCCUCCUCGACCACCAUCCGCGCCUUCCACAACACGCCGCUCAAGUCUGCGCCAAAGAGCUUCUUCACCGCGAGGUCGGCCGCGCCCUCGCUCGCCGAAUCGAACAAUGUCUUCCGCAACACCUUCCGCGCCUUCCGGCGCAACUACUCGCAGCAGACUGCCACCACCUCGAACCCCGAGUUCAGGCAGCGCUUGAUCUACGGCGCCGGUAUCUUCGGAGGAACGCUUCUGGCUAUUAAUCUCAUCUUCAAUCGUGAAACCCGCGAGGAUGGCGGCAUGCCGCCCCACGAGCGCAGCUAUCUGAACGACACUUUCCUGCACACUGGUCUCGGUAUUGGCAUCAUUGCUAUCGCUGCACGUGCUCUGCACUCGCAAGGAUGGAGCUACAGACUCAUGAGUGCGAACCCCUGGUUGGUCUUCGGUGUUGGUAUCGUGGGAUCCAUUGGCUCUAUGUACGGGUGCAUGGCUACUAGCCCUGAAAACUACGUCCAGAAGUAUGCUUUCUGGGGCCUCUUCAACCUGACUCAGGCCGCCCUCCUUUCGCCGCUCAUGUUCCUGCAGCCCGCUUUACUCGCUCGCGCUGGUCUCUACACCGUCGGUAUGAUGGGCUCCAUUGCCUUCGUCGGUGCGACCGCCAAGCAGGAGAAGUACCUCUACCUCGGUGGCCCUCUCCUCGCUGGUGUCGCCAUCGUCGCUCUCUCUGGCCUCGCGCCCCUUGUCCUGCCCGUCACCGCCACCCGCACCCUCAUGUGGACUGAAAACCUCUGGCUCUACGGCGGCCUCGCCGUUUUUGGCGGCUUCACCCUGUACGAUGUCCAGAAGGUUCUGCACCACGCCCGCAUGGCCGAGCGUGGUGUCAUGAAGCGUGACGCCGUCAACGAGGCCAUAAGCCUCGAGCUCGACUUCAUUAACAUCUUCGUCCGCAUGGUUCAGAUUCUGGGCAUGCAGCAGAGGCGGAAAUAA
Diplodia corticola is the source of this 1023-nucleotide messenger RNA. RefSeq names its product bax inhibitor family protein. Gene Ontology annotation, cellular component: mitochondrial inner membrane. The transcript is spliced from 3 exons. Bases 1 to 1023 code for a protein of 340 amino acids. The record is from RefSeq and is a predicted model, not a curated record. Lineage: Eukaryota; Fungi; Ascomycota; Dothideomycetes; Botryosphaeriales; Botryosphaeriaceae.